AGCUCCGAGACCUCAUCGCGUCGGCAGAUCGCGCCAGCAGACCUCCAUAGCAGCGCUGUCUAGUGUUCGGCGGCAUCCGCUGUCUGGUUCGGAGUAUGUCCGGAGGAUGUCCAGGGAGGCAACUCAUUCCAACUUGACCGACCAUCAGUCGAAUUAACGAGGCAUGCAUGGAGAUAAGAGCGUUUCCGAAGAGGUACGGAGGUAAAAAAGGGACGCAAACUAAAGGAUAACAACGGACAACUCCUUUAAAACCACCACGGAUACUAAAGGAUCGAAUGGAUCAGUGGGUCGGCGUUCACACGACUAAGAAGUAGUGAGGUCGGAGGAAAAAGAGCAGCAAACUGGAAAUAAAAGAAAAACCCCGAUGAGGCUGCUUGCUACCUUUGCUUGGGUGGGUUUAAACACGGGGGUUGCACACGUUCACAUCCACGCGCGCACUCACACGGACGCAUCCACAUCAGAGGCUGACGCGUGCACGCGCUUGGAUUAACAGCUCCGCUCCGAAGCCCCGGCGGAUCGAUAUCGGAUCAAGCCUGCGUUUCUUUUUUUGGCGGGGACUUUUUUUUUUUUUUUUGAGUCAACACAGGAGGAUUAAUAACCGGUGAACUACCGCGAGGCGGACCCUUCGUCUCGCUCCUUCACCUGUCCAUAAAACUAGUGUUUGUGUGUGUGUUGUGCUCGGUGUCUACGUGCCCGCGGUGCGUGUGCUCGUGUGUGUCGACUCUCCGCCAGAGGGAGUGUAUAUUUGCUCGUGUAUGCAUGUGAUUGCUGCUGCUGCUCAGCCAGCUUUUAAUUACCAGCUACGCCAUGUGUGCGCGCGAGCGUAUGUGUGCGGAUGUGCGGGUGCGCGUUUGUGCAUGUGUGUGCGGCUAGGUUGUGUGUGCGCGUGUGCGAAUACAGGUGGAUGUGUGUAGUGUGUGUGUGUCUUUGUGCGUGUGUGUGUGUGUUGCAGGUGUUUUAAGAUGCCCAUCACUUCCUCUCCUCCUCCUCCCCCACCACAUCCUCUCCAUUUUCCACGCCCCUCUGUGAUGAAGGCUUCCUGUUUGACCUCGCCGACAUCUUGAAAGAGCAAAAAGGAGAAAAAGUAAACAUACUAAUCAAUCAAAUCAAUCCGGAGCUAUCUGUCAGCAUGAGUGAGCGCUCCGACACAGGGACCCUGACGGCCAUGACUCUGGAGGAGCCCGGGGCUGAGCAGGGCUCCCCCCGGGCCCCGGGGCCCUUGCGCUGCGGCCCCUGCGCCGUGUGGCCCCGGCAGCAGACCUGGCUGUGCGCCGUGCCCCUGGUGAUGGGCUUCGUGGGCCUGGCCCUCAGCCUCAUGCUCCUCAAGUGGAUCGUGGUGGGCUCGGUGCAGGAUUACGUGCCCACCGACCUGGUGGACCCCAAGGGCAGCCUUGGCCAGGACCCCAUCUUCCUGUCCAAGCCCAGCCCCGCGCCCAAGGGCCUGGACGUGGCCCCCACCGGCGCCGGGGGGGCCGGCGGCACCUCGGCCGCGGGCUCCCUGUCCACCACCUCGGGGCCCCUCGCCGGUGACGGGGCCGCCUCGGGGCCCCGGUCUCGCUUCGGACCCCCGGCCAACCACUCGGGCAACGGCACGGCCGCCAACGGCGUGGACGGCGAGCGCGGCAACGGGCCCGGACACAAGCCGCCGCCGCACCUCCCCAACCACGUCGGCACCCGUGUGAGUGGAGGGGGCGGGGCUUCCGCCUCUUCCACCACCACCACCACCACCACCACCACCACCACCUCCUCCUCCGCGCCCACGUCCACGCGCACGCCGCGAGGGAUGGCGCCCCCUAGCGGCAAGGAGGUGCGGAAAAACGGCAACGUGGGCAGCGGGCGCGGCGGGCCGUCCGCGCCGAGGCCCGGCCCGGCGCCGGGCCUCGGCGCUCCCGGGAGCACCACGCCCUCUUCGGCCGCGGCCUCCUCCACCGCCAGCGCCAGCAGCGCCCAGCCCUCGGUCUCCGCCAAGCCGACCUCGCGAUGGAACCCCGGGCGGCAGGCCAAGGGCCCGGUCACGCGGCCCCACCACCGCUACAGAACACCCGUGGCCCCGACCCUGCCCGGCCUGCGCUCCGAGGUGUUCAAGCCGUGCGUGGAGGACAAGGACCUGGCCUUCUGUCUGAACGACGGGGAAUGCUCCAUCAUCGAGACCAGAGCAGGAGUGCAUCGACACUGCAGGUGUAAAGAGGGCUACCACGGACUUCGCUGUGACCAGUUUGUGCCCAAGACGGACGCCAUCUUGUCGGAUCCAACGGAUGAACUUGGGAUCGAGUUCAUGGAGAGCGCUGAGACGUACCAGAGACAGAUGCUCUCCAUCCUCAGCAUCUCGCUCGGUAUCUGUCUGCUGGGUGUGGCCUGCAUGGCUCUGUACCGCCGAAACAAGGGCCACAGAGAGAAGCUCCGGUCCCAGUUCUCUGAGAGUCGCAGCCUGAGGGACUGUAGCUUCGCUCCUCCCAGCGUGAUGCCCAAAUCUAGUCCAAGGCUUCAGUACGGCCCCCAGCAGCAAAAGUGGUCACAUCCUCGCACGUCCGUGGUGAAGGUUGGCGGUGGCGUGGUGCCCGUCUUGCCACCGCCCCUGGCUUCCCCCGCCCUCACCAGAGCCCUGGCAAAGGUCAAACGCUUCAGGAGCAGCUCACUGUCAAUCAGUCCCGCCCAGGAGUGCAGGGGCGGGAAUAACUGCCAGAUCCCGCCCACCUCCAGAGGGAAACGCAGCCUACUGGAUGGAGCCAGGGUGAGUGGGCGGGCCUACAGCCAUCUCGAUGAGGCAGAGGUUAUGAGGUCAGAGUUCAUGGACCAGGAGGCGGAGUCUUUACGGAGGUGUGGCUCCGCCGGGGGGGGGGCAGGCGGCCCGCUCGGCCGCCCCUCGCUCUCUCCCUUCAGCUCCAGGCGGGGCUGGACCGAGGUCCCGUGCACGCGCCUCGAAACGGGGGCCGCCGUCCGGCCCGCCUCCCUCCGCACGCGCUCAGUGCCCAUCAUCCCCUCCCUUCAGGCCCCUCCCCCGGGGGGAGAGGAGGGGGGCGAGGCGCUCCCCGACGGCGGCCAGCCCACCGUAGUGGCGGCGGCGGCGGCGGCCGCAGACACCCACAGGAUACCGGCGCCUGCGGUCUCCGUGGCGACGCCGGGGUCCGCGAGGAGCGCGCUGUCGUCGCCGGCCGGGUCGAAACACAAAGCGCUGCCCAGCGCCCCGGCGGCGGCGCCCUGGUCGCAGGGCCGGAUGGACGCCGCGGGCAGAGCCACGCGGUGCGGACGCCCCAGACCGCAGCGUCCGGGCCGCGCCCCCACGGCUCUGGGGCCGGCGCGCCCGCGGGGGGAGGAGGGACACGCCGGUGAGGGCAGAGCGUCCCGGGAACAGGGAGGUACGGGCCCCGGGUCGGUCACCAGAGGGGCCUGGAGGGAGGGGCCUCACGCCAGCUGAUUGCAUUGUUGUCGUCACGGCGAUGCGUACAGACGUUGGCGCCGAUAAACGUGGACACUUCACCGUGCUGCCGA
Molecule: messenger RNA, 3489 nt
Organism: Gadus morhua (Atlantic cod)
Lineage: Eukaryota; Metazoa; Chordata; Actinopteri; Gadiformes; Gadidae
Gene: nrg3b
Product: neuregulin 3b
Exons: 9
Coding region: 1130-3415 (761 amino acids)
Biological process (GO): intracellular signal transduction; animal organ development; nervous system development
Molecular function (GO): chemorepellent activity
Source: RefSeq, a predicted model, not a curated record